Molecule: messenger RNA, 1080 nt
Organism: Heterobasidion irregulare TC 32-1
Lineage: Eukaryota; Fungi; Basidiomycota; Agaricomycetes; Russulales; Bondarzewiaceae
Product: cysteine peptidase C12
Exons: 6
Coding region: 42-284 (80 amino acids)
Biological process (GO): DNA replication; mitotic DNA replication initiation; leading strand elongation
Cellular component (GO): alpha DNA polymerase:primase complex
Molecular function (GO): chromatin binding; single-stranded DNA binding; DNA replication origin binding
Source: RefSeq, a predicted model, not a curated record
ACGGAAGGCGAUGCUUGAAGGCUGGAUGUCGUGGCCGUGUCAUGUUUGAGUAUUCCGAUGCACAACUAUAUACCCAGCUGAGGUAUUAUUCGCACUUGUUCGAUGUGGACAAGGCGAUAAGAUCGGCCGCGAGUGGAAAGAGACAAGACGAUAUCAUGGCCUUGGGGAGUUUACAGAGUGAGCUUCUGCGCCGAAUGUCUCGGACGGUGGAGAAGUAUCUGGACCGGAACGGGCGCAGAUGGGUUGACAUGGGAAGCUUGUUCUCUUUCAUGAAGCUUGCAUGACGCGUUGUGAGCACCACCGAGUGCGGGUAUCGUGCAAGUGCAUAGUCAGAUAGUGUUGUAUUCUUUAUUAAGGUUGACAUCGUUCACAAGUGUUUCAAAGCUUGAAGCAGCAUGGCGCGGGUUUCCGAAUUUCUCUGUUCUCUUGGGUUCAGCGGAUCGGUGGAGGAAGUAAUUUAUGCGUAUGCAGUCUCUCGCUGUGGUACUUAGCUCCUGUAGUCGCCGUUGAUCCUGACAUACUCGUAGCUGAAGUCGCACGUCCAGUACUUGGCGCUCUCGCUCCCAAGCCCGAGCUCGACACGCACCUCGAGGUCCUCGAGGCUCACGAUCUCCUUCGCGCGGACCUCGUCGACCUUCUCGGGCUCGCCAUUGACUAGGAGGGCGAGGGGCGAGGAGCCAUCGGUGGGGAUGAAGGAGACGCUGACGCGCGUGGGGUCGAGGGGCGUCGAGAGCGGGAUGGAGCCGGUUGCGGCGAGGAUGCGGCCCCAGUUUGCGUCUUCGCCGUAGAGCGCAGUCUUGACAAGCGCGGAGGUGGAGAUCCGCGCUGCUAUCUUGUGAGCGUCUUCGUACGUCGUCGCGCCUUCGUUGCGCCCUCUCCAUCCCGCACGACUAGCUGCGCCAGAUCCUGCGCGAAGCUCGUGAGCUCGUCCCGGAACGCCUCGUAUCCCGCACGAUCGCGCUCCUCAUCGAUCUCCUCGACCGCGGCGCCCUCCUCACCUGCCGCAGCGCCGUUCGCGAACGCGACGAUCGUGUCGUUCGUCGACAUGUCGCCGUCGACGCUGAUCGAGUUGAAGCUGCG